Molecule: messenger RNA, 1094 nt
Organism: Acanthochromis polyacanthus (spiny chromis)
Lineage: Eukaryota; Metazoa; Chordata; Actinopteri; Pomacentridae
Product: spermatogenesis-associated protein 22
Exons: 4
Coding region: 190-816 (208 amino acids)
Biological process (GO): gamete generation; homologous chromosome pairing at meiosis; regulation of meiotic cell cycle
Source: RefSeq, a predicted model, not a curated record
UUUAAUUUUAGAUCACAAUACAUUAUAAAGGAGGUUUAUUUUCAUUUUAGCUCUGGGACCGGACCCUCCAGCUACACAGUCAGACAACAGGAUUCCAGUGCCAGUGUUAAUUCCAGACAGAACAAAUAUCAAACCCCUCGCAGUGAGAGCGCACAAAGCAAGCCAACACCCCGUACAGGUUUUUCUCAGAUGGGUCGGCAGCCAUCUCCGUAUUCCCAGCAGUCCAGACCUCCUCUUCCUCCUCCUCCUCCUGUCCCACCACCCAGGAGGCCCUCUGCUCAUGCUGUGCAGCCACAGAAGAACUCCUGGAAAUUUACUAACAGCUUUGAACCACAAAGACCUUCCUUUGAGGGAAAGAGGAACUCAAAUCAACCUCAGACUGCUCGACCAACUGAAACUCAGCAGGGUGCAUUUCCAGUAAAGCCAGCCAUUGAGAACUCCCUGAGGAUCCUAACAGCGGUUAUUGAUGGCAUGAGACACUGGAGUCAGUUUAGAGACAAAGUGCCUUACUUAUUUGAGAUAUUUGCUACUUUAGACUCUGCGGUCACACUGGGUCGCUACGGAGCCAAGAACUUCCUCAUCAGGGAUGGGAAGGACGUUGUGCAGUGUGUCUUCUAUGAAAAUGAGCAGGUGCUACCUCGUCUCAUCCGUGGUCAGGUCCAUCGCUGCGUGGGCAACUAUGACCGCAGCAGGGAUGUCCUGAUCUGUGUGUCCGUCAGACCCGGCCUGCCAUCAGAGCUGAGGAAUGCCCAGGAGGCUGUCAAAGCCUGUGAUGCAGAAAUGAGGCUGCUGGUAAAAUUACUCAGUGAGGUCUGAGCACGAGUAGAUAUCAACAACAGUAGUAUACCUGUGUUUGAAGGGGGCACAUGACAGCCAAGGUUAGUGUUAUGUUCUACAAGUUGUUACAGUUGGAAAUCCAAGUAGUUCAUAAAAAAAAAAACAUCUUCACAUCAGUUUUGUAAAGUUUUUGACCAAUAGAGGGGGCUGUUUCCAUUUGCUUGUUUCCUGUAACAGUUCGCUGACAUGUUCUCACAUUUUUGUAUUUAUUUGUGUUUAAAUAUAAAAGUAAUUUAGCCAAACCCUUAUCGAAAAGU